UAUGUGAGAGUUCCUCACAAGUUGGAACCACUCCACUCUCUCACCCCAGAUCAUGCACACACAUUCCAGGCCGGCUUGGCCUGGGGGAAGAGGGUUGUGGUCAGCUGGUCUCGAGACAGAAUGAGGCUGGAUUCAACAAUAUUAUCCCAAGCAUGUGAUGGUAUGGGGAGGGGAGCAGAGAGGGGAGAGAGAGGGUGUGGGCAAGUGGAAGUUAUAUUGUGAGUUGACAUUACUCUUUCCUUUCCCCGGACACUGCGUUACUGACUUAUACCACGUGUGACCUGGCUGGACCUGCUGUGUGACUAUAGCCGGCUGCAGUCACCUCUUCACCGUGUGCUUUGGUUAGUCUGGCUGUGUAGUGAGCUCUUGGGUGUGGUAGUUGAACAGUCAUGGUUCUUCUGGUUGUGUUGGGUAGCCUGCUCCAGAUGCUGUUUCUGCGGUCGUGUGUGGGCCAGUUCCCCCGGCCUUGCGCCAACACGGAGGCGCUGCGUACCAAGCAGUGCUGCCCGGUGUGGGAGGGGGACGGGUCGGCCUGUGGAGCCACGUCGGGCCGAGGGUUCUGUCAGGAUGUGACGGUAUCAGAGGAGCCCCACGGGCCACAGUACCCACACACUGGGAUAGACGACCGAGAACGGUGGCCGCUGGCUUUCUACAACCGCACAUGCCAGUGUGCAAGUAACUAUGGGGGUUUCGACUGUGGAGAGUGCAGGUUCGGCUACUUCGGCCCCGGGUGUGCCGAGCAGCGGGAGUCCGUGAGGAGGAACUUCCUCUCGCUGUCGGUGGCAGAACAGCAGCGGUUCAUCUCCUACCUGAACUUGGCCAAGAACACCGUCACCGCUGACUAUGUCAUUGUCACAGGAACUCGCGCUGAGAUGGGUACAAAUGGGGAGAACCCAAUGUUUUCCGACGUGAGUGUAUACGACCUGUUUGUGUGGAUGCACUACUACGUGUCCAGGGACACACUGCUGGGGGGACCAGGAAAUGUUUGGCCGGACAUAGACUUUGCGCACGAGUCGGCGGCGUUCCUGCCAUGGCACCGAGUGUAUCUGCUGCACUGGGAGCACGAGAUCAGGAAGAUGACUGGGGAUUUUAACUUCACCAUCCCAUACUGGGACUGGCGGGAUGCAACAGACUGUACGGUGUGCACGGACAACCUGAUGGGUGGGCGGAGCCUGCUUAACCACAACCUCAUCAGCCCCGGCUCUGUGUUCUCUUCAUGGAAGGUAAUCUGUACCCAGCCAGAGGAGUACAACAGCAAAGCAGCACUGUGUCCUGGGACAGGGGAGGGGCCUCUGCUGCGCAACCCUGGUAACCACGACCCUAACCGUGUGAGGCGUCUGCCCACCUCGGCCGACGUGGAGUUUGUGGUGGGUAUAGAGACUUACGACGGAGCCAUGGACCGCCAAGCCAACAUGAGCUUCAGGAACUCCCUGGAGGGUUUUGCGAGUCCUGAGACGGGGAUGGCUAUAACAGGACAGAGUACGAUGCACAACGCCCUCCACGUCUUCAUGAACGGCAACAUCGAGCUCAGUACAGGCUCAGCCAAUGAUCCCAUCUUCCUCCUGCACCACACCUUACUAGAACAUAUCUAUGAACAGUGGUGAGGAGACCACACGCCGCCGCGCGUCCGCUACCCAACAUCCAACGCUCCGAUUGGUCACAACGAUGGUUACUACAUGGUUCCCUUCCUGCCUCUCUACCGCAAUGGUGACUACUUCCUGGGCAACAAGGUCCUGGGCUACGAAUACUCAUACCUGCUUGACAGGUCAGUUACCCUGAGACACACAUACCUAGACAAAGACUUGCUGGACCCAGACCAGUUACCCUGACACACACAUACCUAGACAAAUACUUGCUGGACCAGACCAGUUACCCAUAACCCCCGUCCCCAGGCUAUUGCACACA
Molecule: messenger RNA, 1905 nt
Organism: Salvelinus sp. IW2-2015
Lineage: Eukaryota; Metazoa; Chordata; Actinopteri; Salmoniformes; Salmonidae
Product: tyrosinase-like
Biological process (GO): pigmentation; melanin biosynthetic process
Molecular function (GO): tyrosinase activity
Source: RefSeq, a predicted model, not a curated record